AAAAGGGAUCAAUCUCCAGAAUCGAGCCCGCUGCGGUCACCAUGGCGAUGCGGGAGCUGGUGGAGGGCGAGUGCGGGGCCGCCAACCCGCUGAUGCAGCUGGCCCGACACUUCACCCACGACAAGGCCCUGCGCCAGGACGGACUGCGGCCCGCGCCCGACACGGUCGUCAAGCCUCUGGGAGCAGCCUCAGAAGAUGAACUGGUGGCUGAAUUCCUACAGGACCAAAAUGCACCCCUCGUGUCUAGAGCCCCUCAGACUUUCAAGAUGGACGACCUGUUGGCCGAGAUGCAGGAAAUGGAGCAGUGUAGUUUGCGCCAAGCCCCACAGAGAGCUCCCGGAGUGGCUGAUUUAGCCUUGUCUGAAAAUUGGGCCCAGGAGUUUCUCGCCGCUGGCGAUGCUGUGGAUGUGAGUCAAGAUUAUAACGAGUCUGACUGGUCUCAAGAAUUCACCAACGAAGGAUCAGACCCCCUGUCAGCCUCCCCUGCCCGCUGGGCCGAGGAGUACCUCCAGCAGUCGGAGGAGAAGCUGUGGCUGGGGGAGCCGGAGGGCUCGGCCGCCUCCGAUCGCUGGUAUGACGAGUACCGCCCCGAGGACGACCUGCAGACGGCGGCCAGCGAAUUCGUGGGCAAAGUGGACGACCCCAAGCUGGCCAGCUCCCAGUUCCUGAAGUUCGUGCGGCAGAUCGGCGAAGGCCAGGUGGCCCUGGAGUCGGUGGCGGGGUCCGGCCGCGUGCAGGCCGAGCAGUGGGCGGCCGAGUUUAUGCAGCAGCAGGCCACCUCUGACGCGUGGGUCGACCAGUUCACCAGGCCAGCGAAGGCCGCAGCAACUCUAGACAAGGAGUUUGAGCAAGCCAAGUCAGCCAUAGAGUCGGAUGUGGAUUUCUGGGACAAGCUGCAGGCCGAGCUUGAGGAGAUGAGCAAGCGCGAGGCCGAGUCCCACCCCUGGCUCACAGACUACGACGACCUCACGGCCGCGUCCUAUGACAAGGUAGGAGCGCCAUUUCCUCCCUGA
Dipodomys ordii (Ord's kangaroo rat) is the source of this 1013-nucleotide messenger RNA. RefSeq names its product peroxisomal biogenesis factor 5 (gene Pex5). The transcript has 10 exons. Gene Ontology annotation, biological process: protein import into peroxisome matrix, docking. Lineage: Eukaryota; Metazoa; Chordata; Mammalia; Rodentia; Heteromyidae. Gene Ontology annotation, cellular component: peroxisomal membrane; cytosol. Bases 42 to 1013 code for a protein of 323 amino acids. The record is from RefSeq and is a predicted model, not a curated record.